Messenger RNA from Priapulus caudatus, 2165 nucleotides. RefSeq lists its product as uncharacterized. Gene Ontology annotation, molecular function: S-adenosylmethionine-dependent methyltransferase activity. The record is from RefSeq and is a predicted model, not a curated record. Gene Ontology annotation, biological process: methylation. The transcript has 9 exons. Bases 1 to 1701 code for a protein of 566 amino acids. Lineage: Eukaryota; Metazoa; Priapulida; Priapulimorpha; Priapulimorphida; Priapulidae.
AUGCGACAUCAUGAGAUGCGGCCCUCGCAAGACGGGGGUCGGCAGAACGGGAACCUGGAGAACCCAAGAGGUGACAGGAUAAUGCCCGGAUGGCGGGCACGGGAAUCGCCGGGCUGCCACUGCGCAGCUUCUACUGAGCUGCGCUGUACGCUGCUGCUGCUGCGCGUGUUAGUGCUACUGCUAUUCGACACAGAUCUACAGGCAAAAAUUGUUAAGUGGGACCCACAUUUGCUGACAGCUUUGGAAUGGGCGCAAGUCGAGCUAAGUUUGCCCGAUGCGUCGUUAAAGCAGUUCGCUUUGUUGACGGUAGGGGGGCAUGCCGCAGAGUUUUGUAGACGUACGUUGCUAGAAGCACCUACGAUUGCUUGGAAAGAUCUUAGUGCUAAGCUGGUCAAGCGAUUCGCCGAUCCCCUACAGGAGGAGCAAGCGCUGUAUGAGCUUAAGUACUUUCGUCAGCAAAAGGGGAAGCAAAUUAGACAGUAUGGAGAUCGGUUGCAAUCUCUCGCAACGCGGGCGAUGUCGUUGGACAAGAUUCGAACAGAUGAUGUCCAAAAGAGGCUAGCUGACGCGUUUCUAAAUAACCUAAUCUCCGUCCCCACCCAAAAGAUGCUUUUGGCUCGCAAGCCGCAAACCCUGUCCCACGCUAUUGAAUUAGCCGCUGAUGAGGCGUUCAUAGAGGAGGGUCUGGCAAUGCGACUACGCAAUAGAGCAAUGGAUGGAUCUGACAGGGGUGGGGUCAUGGAGCAAGGAGAGCCGAUGGAAAUAGGCGCAGCAGCAACGGAAUUUCUUAGGAAGAAGCAUGGAGAAAAGUUUGACAUUGAAGUAGUUUACGAGGAUCAAUCUUCGAACGACUGGGACUCGUUAUUCCACCGUCUUCAAGGUAGGAUCGCGAAGCCGGCGAGCUAUCUCCUAGCGCAUCCAGACGUGAGGGUAUUCGCCAGCGGAACCUCGUUCUUCGAGCAGUGUCUCUCCAACAAUUCCCUACAGUUUGGCUUCUCAUCCGCAGCAAUGGACAACCUAUCGCGAAUGCCGUGUACAAUAACAGGGGCGCUGCAUGCUGCAGCCAUCACCGUAGCCGAGGAACGAGAGAUGUUCAGACGCCAGGCGGCCGACGAUUGGCAGACCAUACUCGUACAUAGGGCCAGAGAGCUGCGACCAGGUGGAAGACUCGUGCUCAUAUUAGGUGUAGUCGACAGGGAGAACCAGUAUCUAGGCAACACCAAAAACGUCAAGUGCAACUUGCUGGAGUAUAUGGGGAGGAAUUGGCGCGCCCUGGUGGAAAGGGGAGUUAUUACCGAGGAGGAGUUCCAGAACACGGGCCUUAAUAGUUACCUGCGCACCGAGGAUGAGUUGACGGCCCCGCUCACAGACAUUGAGUCUCCCGUUCACAAACUCGGACUCCGUCUAGUGUCCAUCGAAACCAAGGUCAUCAACUGCUACUUCCAUUCCCGAUGGCUCAAGAGUGGCAACGACGGUGAUGCCGCUGCUGCCCGCGCGCACGCAGGAUUGUACGUGCGUUCGAUCCGCAUUUGGGGGAACAGCAUGCUUCAAUCCGGUCUCUCGGAUAGUCGCACGCCCGAGGAAAAAACGAACAUUGUCGAUUCGUUUUUCCAGAGCUACGAGGAUGAGGUCACGCGUUGUCCGAGCGAUCACGCUAAGAGCUUCGUGCACGCUUACAUGCACAUCAGAAAGUGCGAGUGAUAGCAGAACAGAUGAUCGUGCGUUUUAGGCGGCAUACAACAGUAACCUUAGGCAAAUUAUCCACUAUUUCGUCUCUGGAAAAGGGCUUCUGUUAGAUUUUUUUUCGGUAUAAAUCGGCACUAGAGUGCACUAAUUUGCAUUAUGCACGCAGGAUAGAUGCCCCGUGAACGUCUAGAAGGUAUUGGGAGUGAGGUUGGUCUUGUCGUGUAAUUAUGCAAUUCCGUUAAGUGGCGUAUCCAUGGUGACCGGUCGUCCAUUUUUGUGUUAGAAAAGGGAUCCGACUACUUUGUAGAAAUGCGCAUCAUUUAGCUGGCAAACGUUUCGAGCGGAGUAUAGAGCUUGAAUCUGGUUAUUUAACACUUGCCAACAAUGUAGCGAUUCUGAGACAAAGCAAAAAGCAUCCAGAGAGACCGGGUACAAAAUGGCGUUGCGCAAAAGAUGCGUUGUUCCCCGACCGCCGAGAG